GUCGGGAGUAACAUGGCGGCAGGCUCGGACCGUGUUUUUGUUUCCUGACGGAUUUUAAACGUUCAGAGGCAGAAAAGUGACGGCUGAUGGCAGGAAAACAGAGACGUUGCUGACAGGACUCUGAAUCUGCAGCUCAGGACAUCCAUCCAGCCAGCCAGCAGUCAUGGACCAGGGUGAUGGGAAGGAGCCCCCCCUGGUGGGGUAUGCGGGUACUGCAGGGAAGUGGAGCAUGACGCCUAUAGAGCGACAAGAGAGCGGAGACCGUUCCAGAUCCCGGGAUUCUGGUGAUCGUGACAGAUCGCACAAUCUGGAAAUGAGCACGGUCGGCGACUCGAGUGGUCCAGACAGGUCCAGAGAUCACAGCCACCACAAAUCAUCGAAACGACGUAAAAAGAAAAAGAAGCACUCAAAUUCAAAAGAAGAAAACAAGAACACUAACGGAGAAGUGAACCAAGCGUACGAAGAGACCGGCGAGAACAGAAACUUGUCCGAACGUCCCAAAGACGUUCCCGAACCGAUUCGGAACCACAGAACUCCCCACGCCCUCCCGCCCAUCCAGCCGGCGCAGGCUGCUAGGCAACAGUCUCCCAGGCAACAGUCUCCUAGGCAACCGUUUCCCGGGAGACAGGAAGCGGGUGAGGACGUGAUUGUGCCGAUUGAUGCGGAGGAGCUGCACAGCAGGUGGGAUGUGGCAGACGGCAGGGGCAUCCUGGGAUCUCUGGGGUCCAUGCUGGGGCUGGGCGGAAGGGAGAACUCACCUGGUACUCACCUGGAUAAGAGCCAGCUGUCGAGGUUUGUGCAGGAGCACCGGGACCAGGGGCUUCACGACGGAUCGUUCGGUGAGAUCGAGUUUGUCGGACUCGGCGGAUACACACAGAGGUCACCGUACAUCCGCGUUGGCAAGGACACAGUGCGCCCCGAGGCAUUAUGGGAGCUGAUGACCAAACACUGGCAGCUGGAGCCGCCCAACCUCCUCAUCUCCGUCACCGGCGGCGCCAAGAAGUUCCUGCUGAAGGAACGGCUCAAGAACAUCUUCAAGAUCGGCCUGGUCAAGGCUUCUCAGAGCACAGGCGCGUGGAUCAUCACAGGGGGGAUGAACGAGGGCGUGAUGAAGUACGUGGGAGAGGCGAUACGGGACGGAGUGAACAGCAUCGCGGGCGGCGAGCAGCGCAAAAUGGUGGCCAUCGGCAUAGCAACCUGGGGAACCGUGGACAACAGAAAAAGUCUACAGGGCAAGCCGCGGGUCACAACGUUCAGAGGUCUCAGGAUCCAUCAAGGGAAGAUGAAAUGCCAGAAUGAGGAGCAGCGCAAACGCUCGGCGCCAGCCGGUCAGACGAAAGAGGUCACGGAUCAGGUGACCAACCACAGUACCCAGGACUUCAACAGCGGUGACCCUGAUCCAGGCAGUGAGACUCCCCCAGUGGAACCGGUCCCCAGAGCGGGUGAAAAGCAGCCAACGUAUGACACAGGGUCUAGGGUAGCCAGCCCAAAGAAGGAAGAGUGUUUUGUUAGGAAGGAGAAGAUCAAGUGGCCCAGAGCCAGCGACAAGGCCACCUGGGAAGUUCUAGACAGCGACUUGAGUAACAUCUUAGAGCAAGGCCUCAAGGGAGAUGUCGAAAGAAAGCUGAACAAGUUUGGCAACAUGGUGUAUGACUUUUGCAGUGGGAGGCUUGGAACACUGUCGAGUGACGGUAGAUCUAGCGAACCAAGACGUAUAAGCAGAAGGCAGAAGGAGAUUUCUAAGCUGAUCAUCAGAAGGAGACAUCUGAGGAAGCUAUGGAGAAAAGCAGGUCCAGAUGAGAAAGUUGGUCUCCAAGUUCUGUGGGAGGAGGUUAGAACUAGGCUGAAGUGUCUGAGAAGAGCUGAGAGGUUGAGAAGGAAGCGUAAGAGGAAAGAGAACCAGAGGAAACAGUUUUUCAGAAACCCCUUCAAGUUUGCGAAGUCACUGUUAGAAGAGAAGAAGGGAGGGGAUCUUACCAUUGGAGUGGAAGAUCUGGAAGCCCACUUGAAAGCAACGUAUUCUGACCCAGAGAAAGACAGGCCGCUAGAUUCUCCGGGGUACGUACCAAGACCUGCAGAACCUUCAGUUCCGAUGGAUGUCACUCCCCCCGAAAUGGAGUGA
Branchiostoma belcheri (Belcher's lancelet) is the source of this 2122-nucleotide messenger RNA. RefSeq lists its product as uncharacterized. The coding region runs from base 164 to 2122 and encodes 652 amino acids. Lineage: Eukaryota; Metazoa; Chordata; Leptocardii; Amphioxiformes; Branchiostomatidae. The transcript has 6 exons. Gene Ontology annotation, molecular function: ligand-gated calcium channel activity. The record is from RefSeq and is a predicted model, not a curated record. Gene Ontology annotation, biological process: calcium ion transmembrane transport.